Messenger RNA from Hordeum vulgare subsp. vulgare (domesticated barley), 583 nucleotides. RefSeq lists its product as uncharacterized. Lineage: Eukaryota; Viridiplantae; Streptophyta; Magnoliopsida; Poales; Poaceae. The record is from RefSeq and is a predicted model, not a curated record. The transcript has a single exon. Bases 58 to 375 code for a protein of 105 amino acids.
GAUUGUGCUUGGAGCCAGAGCCAAAAUAGCUGAUCCCGCGCAGCGCCGGGACCAGCAAUGGGAGGCCGCUCCGUGGCCUCCAGGAUCGCCCGGCGAGAUCUUCCUCCGCCGCAAGGCUCCACCGGCGCAGACAACGGCGGGCGUAAAGCUUUCCACGAGAAGCCACCGCGCCUGCUGAUUCCUGUGUCUGCUAAAGGCCUAGCCGGAACCAGACAAUGCCAACGGGCUCACCCCCGUACGUACGCCGCAAUCAUCCGGCGACGGGCCAGCCAGCCAGCCCGACCUUCUUCCGUCCGCUUCUGGUCGUCGCCGGGGAAGAGGACGAUCGAAUUAGGCCGGCGCUGUCGCUGCACGUUUGACGCAUUAGCUUUCUGAUUAGCGAUUGCAUUGUCACGUCGGUUUCCUCCUUCCAACCUGGUCUAGCGAAACCGGCCGCGCGCUUGUGUUUUUUCCUUUUGACUAGCGGCCGCGCGCUUGCGUUGUCUGGACACGUGAUUGCGCAUGGGAUCCAGAGAGUUCUAUAGAAAUGAACCUGGAAAUUUUGUGCUAAUAAUUUGGUGGAAUGUGUGAUUCUGAUUUUUAC